This is a messenger RNA of Candida dubliniensis CD36, 2178 nucleotides long. RefSeq lists its product as uncharacterized. The record is from RefSeq and is a predicted model, not a curated record. Gene Ontology annotation, cellular component: RQC complex. Gene Ontology annotation, molecular function: protein binding. Lineage: Eukaryota; Fungi; Ascomycota; Pichiomycetes; Serinales; Debaryomycetaceae. The transcript has a single exon. Gene Ontology annotation, biological process: rescue of stalled cytosolic ribosome; ribosome-associated ubiquitin-dependent protein catabolic process. The coding region runs from base 1 to 2178 and encodes 725 amino acids.
AUGAGUUCUAGAGCAUUAAGAAGAUUGGAAAGACGAAAAUUGGAAAAUGAAUUGUCUCUAUCUCCAGAACCAGAAAGAAAUGGCAAAGACGAUUCGGAUUUUGAAGAUGGUCUAAUUUCUAAACCAAAAGUGAAUGCAUUUGCAUUAUUAAACGAUGACAAUGAAACCGAGGACGAGGAAGAUCCUGAUAUAAAUUCUGAAAGUGAUAAUAAAGGGGAUGAGCCUACAGGGAAUACCCAUUCAACAUCAGGACAACAUACUAAAUCUUCGAAGAAGCAAAAAAAUAAGAAUAACAAAAAGAAGCAACAACAGAAGAAGACAACAACGAAUAAAAAGAAUCAGCAAAAUAAGAUAGUCGACGAAUAUGGUGACGAAGAGUUUGAUAAGAUAUUAGAACAGAUGAGAAUAAAAGACAAUCAAGCAACGACACUGCCAGUUACGAACCAAACAACCUCAGUAAGCGUGUAUGAUUUUGAGGAAGAAUUAGACGAAAUAACCACACCUAAUCCUGACUACGACUCUAAUUUUAAAGCAUUUACUACAAAUCGUUUGAAACAAUCUUUAUCUUUUUUGUCAAUUAAAUCAGUGGGUACUUUGGAUCAAGAUAAUGAGUAUAAGAAUUUAUUUGGAAAUUUAUCUAUGAAUACAAUUGAAGAUGCCAACUCAACGACAUCCAUGGGUAUAUCUCCAGAAAUGUUGCAACAAUUCAAAAGAUUGGCUAAAUUAACUCGUGGCUGGGGUGGGAAAGAUCGUCGCGGUAUUCCAGGCACAACAAGAAAGUUGCUAUUCUCCAAGAUUAGAGAUGACUGGCUACCAACAACUUUGAAGCCCUUAAACAUGGAAGAGAUUAAACCAGACGACUAUGUUAAGUUUUUGGAUUAUAAAGAAGACACGGCCAGUUUAGAGGAGCUUCAAUUAAAAGUAAAUAAAGAGGUGGAUUUGGGUGUGAAGUAUUUUCAAUUCUCUAAAAUCAACAAUAUCAAAGAACGUGUUGCAAACACUCGAUUUUAUGCUAGCGUGGUAAUGUCUCCAGAUCCCGAGUCAUUAAUGCAGCAAUUGCAACAAUACCCAUACCAUGUGGAAACUCUAUUACAAGUUGCUAUGGUGUUGCUAAGACAAGGAGAUAAUAAAUCUACAAGUAAUGCAUUGGUUGAGAGAGCACUUUUUGCAUUUGAUCGUUCACUCCAUAAAGGAUUUCACGAAUUGUUAUACCAAGCGUCAAAUGGGUUGGCAAGAUUGCCGUAUGAGCGGUUUAUGAAUCGUCAAUUUUAUUUGUGUUUGUUUAGGUACAUUACUGCGCUUGGUGAAAGAUCCACAUUCUACACUGCCUUAGCGUACUGCAAGCUUUUGUUGAGUUUAAGUCCGGCAGAAGAUCCCUUGGGUGUGAGAUAUUUUAUUGAUUUUUAUGCUUUAAUGAGUGAAGAGUGGAAAUACAUGGUCCGAUUUGCCGAAUCACCUUUGGUGACUACUUAUGCCAGAUGGUAUACACCAGGUAUUGCCUUUUCUACUGUGCUAGCUUAUUUAAAACUAAAUCAAGUGGAAAAAGCCAGAGUGGCAUUAAGAAAAGCUUUUGAAGCUCAUCCAUACACGGCAUACAAACUCUAUCAGCAAAUAGGUUUAUCUAAUGAUUCAUCAAUCAGUGAAGCCUCCUUCAAAAUAGAUACUGAGGUUGAAAUUGCUACGGAAACUUAUUUGGUCAGGUGUGCGAUUAUGUGGAAUGAUCAGUCCCAUAGACAAUUUUUGCAUGAUGAAUUACAAAAUUUAUUCUCAGAUUGGAAAUUGCAAAACACAAAGAAUGGUGUUUUUUCUUCAAUUUUAGGCACUUUGGGGUUCAAAGAUAAUAAAAAGGAAUCAAAUAAUGCGCCAUUUAAUUUACUUAGAUUUGCUAUUUUGUCUAGUGAAAACAAAAUUAUGGCAAAGUUGCCACAACAGCUUUGGUCCAGAAAUGAUAUAUUCGAGUACGAUAUAUUACCCCCAAAGCAAGAUGAGGAGCAACCUGUGCUAAUGGGGUUACUGAAAAAAGAUGAGAAUAUUGUUGAUCAUUUACUAGACUAUGUCGAUCAAAACUUGUUAGGAACUAUUAUUCAGAGCCGAACAGCUGAAGAAGGGAAUUUUGACGAAAUAGUCAGAGGGCUUGAAUUACAGAACGUGGAAGAGGCCGAGAACCAACAAGACUAA